Molecule: messenger RNA, 792 nt
Organism: Acanthosepion pharaonis
Lineage: Eukaryota; Metazoa; Mollusca; Cephalopoda; Sepiida; Sepiidae
Source: the annotation of a GenBank genome assembly
AUGAUCGAUUUGGCCCGAUCGUGUUAUAAUCUUUUUAUCUCUUUUCUAUCUAUCUAUCUAUCUAUCUAUCUCUUUUUAGAUAAAUAUCUCUUUAUUAUCUAUCUAUUUACCUCUCUUUUAUCUAUAUACCUAUCUAUUUUUUAUCUAUCUAUUAUCGACCAUUUUCCCAACAAAAGGCAAGAUGUCCAGCCUUUUUAUAACAUUCUUUUCUUCCUUUCUCCCGCUUUUUUCCAUUUCUCCCGCUUUUUUCCAUUUCUUCUGCUUUUCUUCCUUUCUCCCGCUUUUUUCAGUUAUCACGCUUCUUUUCUUUCAUCUCUCUUGCACACGCACUCUCUCUCUCUCUCUUUCCAUUUCCUUCCCUUUUUAAUAUUCUCCCGCUUUUUCCAUUUCUCCCGCUUUUUUCCAUUCUCCCGCUUUUUUUCAUUUCUCUCGCUUUUUUCUUUUUUCUCACUUUUUCUUUUUCUCUCACUUUUUCCCUUUUCUUUUCUCUUUUUCUUCUCUCUCUCUCUCUCUCUGUCUCUCUCUAUCUAUCUCUUUUUCCAUUUCCUUCCCUUUUUACUAUUCUCCCGCUUUUUUUCAUUUCUCCCGCUCUUUUCCUUUUUCUCACUUUUUCCUUUUCUCUCACUUUUUCCUUUUCUCUCACUUUUUUCCUUUUCCUUUCUCUUUUCCUUCUCUCUCUCUCUCUCUCUUUCCUUUUAUCUAUCUCAUCUAUCUAUCUAUUUCUUUUUUUAUCUAUCUACAUUUCCCUUUUUAAUCUAUGUUCAGUCUUUCUUUUCUUGCCCUCAAGGUUAA